Messenger RNA from Ceratitis capitata (Mediterranean fruit fly), 2996 nucleotides. RefSeq lists its product as uncharacterized. The record is from RefSeq and is a predicted model, not a curated record. The transcript has 3 exons. The coding region runs from base 879 to 2996 and encodes 705 amino acids. NCBI's taxonomy places the organism in Eukaryota, Metazoa, Arthropoda, Insecta, Diptera, Tephritidae.
CCUUGGGUGACAGUAAAAGAAAUAUUUCUUAGUGGACUACUCGGGUCCCAACUCUUAACAUUAUUCUAGCCAUAACUGACAAUUCAACAACACUACAACCCUCAAGCGGAUCCUGAAGUGGAAACACCUACUCCUCACUCUCCUGCUCUUUACCACCGCCCUGUGGUGCAUGUUGAACUGACAUAUGGCAACUGAUUAUCCACAAUUUCAUUUACAUAAAGUAGCACUGAGAGGGCACCACGGGCAGCGAAACCAACAACAAUAUCAACACAAUUUAAUCACAUUGUAUCGAAACUGUUGGCACAAUCGUCGACAACACCAACGGCGACAAUUCCAACCUCGACGAUGCUGAUGAUGCUGCUGCCGUUGCGAAUGCGAAAUGAUGACGAUGCGAUACGCAGAUGAGACCGCGACAAGUGCAAUUAAACACUUAUUGCCUUUGUUAUUGCACCAAUUAAGUGUGCCAUUAAAGACAUUAAAAAAGAAAGUGCGCAUUAAAAAUAAGAAGAAGAGAUUGUGCGGAAAGUCAUUCCCAUCGUUCCCAUUCGCAAGCCAACUGAGGUGUGGGAACAAAUAGACAAAAGUGUGGACGGAGAGGGUACAGAUAGGAAAGAGGAAGUAGAAGAAGAAGAAGAAGCCAGGAAGUGGUGGUGAAGAGAAAGACAUAACUUGGCUUUCAUCACCUGCCGACACACCACAAACUCUGGCGGAUUUGAACGUGAGCAAGCGAAUUUUCAAAUUGAGCAUUUUAAUUUAAGCAAUCAAUUCACACCCGCUCCUAAAUAUAUAUAUAUAUAUAUAUAUACGUAAAACCAAACGCAAAAGGGAAUCGAAGAACUGGAAUUCAAAUUAAUAAAUCAAUUUCACAGAAGCAGAAGAUGAGGUCGUCUACCGCCUUCCACAACCUGCCGAUGGUCUUGCUUAUAGUCUGCGCGUAUAUCUACACCAGUUCUAAUUUGCACGCGGAUGCCAUUGUUGUUGCCGUUGAUGGCAGCGCGUCUUUGUCUACUGAAGCAGAGGUAAGCGCUGAACACACAGACUCCUACAAUAUACGUCAUGGGCGCUCUAAAGUGCGACACUCAAAUGAGAAAGAGCAACUGCUCUGGGCUAUGCGACCACAAAACUUGAACGCCGGAAAUGACGGCGUUGUUGGUGGAGAUGUGAGCGCGAGAGGAAAUGGAGAAGAUAGCGAAAUAGGUGGAAGCAGUGUGAAAAGUGGGAGAAAGAACACCACAAACACCCUUACAGUUAAGAAGAGUCAUUUGCUCUCUGCUGAUGAUUAUGAUGGUGACUUGAUGCCCAAUUCAGCAGAAGCUACGACGUAUAAUUUUACGGCACACAAGAGUACUACUCACACACGUGUGGACGGUAGUUGGAAUCAUAAGGAGGCUGUCAGUAGUAUACAGACUGGUAACAGCGAACUAUUCGGCAGUGAUUAUUGGCGAAAUUCGUAUGUGAACGGCUCGUUGAUAAAUUCUUUCGUUGGCAGUGCCAAGAGACGCUUGAAACCCGCAAUUGAACCACUAAGUAGGUCUCACUCAGUUGCCGCAGCGUACUUCGGUGCGCCCGCCAAACGAAAAGAUAUCGCACACACCGAGACACCAGAUGUAGGGCCUAACGGUGUUGUCACUACCGAAGCGCCUGUUACACAUCGCAUACGAAAAUUGCAUAUGAAGAAAAUAAUGGAGAGCAUACGCAAUAGUGGCGGUGGUGUUGGUGGAGGCGGUUUCGGUGUGAAACUAUCUAAAAGUCAUCAUCGCAGCCUGAUGACAGCGGAACAGUUACAAGGCAGGCCAAUGGAUGUGGAAUUAGUGAAGCUGGAUAAAAAAGGUGUAGUUGAUGACGUAGCGGACACAAAGGGCAAGCUAGCAGAUAGCAGUGAUGCUGAUAGUGCUGCUGAAAUGCUUGUUGAGGAGGCUGAAGACGAGCCUGACAACAUCAGCAGACCCAUCAACAAUGAAGUUGAAGGUGGUGAAGUUGUUGCUAAUGACUCAGGCAACACUCGAGAUGUGAGCGUAGCGAAUGCAGCGAGUGAAAGUGCAGAGAACAGCGCUGUAGACGACAGCGAAGAUGCCGAGUCAAGCGAUAAUGAGUUAGUGGCUGAUAUGGAAGACACUAGUGACGGUGAUGAGGGUGGUGUGGAUGAUGAUAUAGACACUGAUGUUGAGCUGGAUGAGGUUUUGCAAUUAGCAGACGAAUUAGAUAUGCCAGUCAAUUCCUUAGAUGAUGUUGGCGAUGAUUACACUGCAACAACAACGCCAGCAGCAACAUAUACGACUAUCAAACCAGACGGCAGUGCGGAACUCAGCGAGCACUUUGCGGAAAUGAUAACAUACGCGACUCUCUUAGGGGGCUCAAACUUGAAUUCGCAAGGCACAGAAAUGCAAAAUGACGACACAUUUGCGGGGACAACUUCAAGUAUACCCACGUUGUCACCAACUAGAAAAACAACAACAAAGUUAAAGCUCAUACCGAAGUCCCCAAGACCAACCAAAUUAAUUUUGCUGCCAACAGUGGCAAUGAAAGAUUUUGCGCAAUCAAAAGCUGCGGUGGAGAAGAUGUUGGCGAAUCAGACACAAAACCGCACCUCGAUUAGCGUGGCACCGAAAUGGCAAGGAGGCGGUGUGAACGUAGCACCAAAGCAAAGAGAUGUGUUGGAACGGCGUCAGACAGAGCCAUCGAAAUCAACUUCAUUGCCCACAGACUUCAUUGACUCCAACGAAUUGCACGACAUAAUCGAUGUGUCGCAGUUUGAAGGCGUAGAGCUUGCGAAUGAUACCGCCGAAUAUGAUGACAGCACCUUGAGAAAUGCCUCAAAGCACUCCAUUUCACAAGCACCGCCAAGCACCUUGCAAACGCUAAUAGGUAAAGAGGCAAGCCCUGAAGACUACCGCUGGCCGGCUGCCAAUUUUUCACUCGAGCCCAAUCAGCAGGCGAGCACCAGCGUUGGGGGCAUUGCUGGUGUGGACCGCCAGCAGGCGUACGAUACGAUAUAA